Messenger RNA from Nilaparvata lugens (brown planthopper), 6368 nucleotides. RefSeq lists its product as uncharacterized. Bases 629 to 2578 code for a protein of 649 amino acids. Lineage: Eukaryota; Metazoa; Arthropoda; Insecta; Hemiptera; Delphacidae. The record is from RefSeq and is a predicted model, not a curated record. The transcript is spliced from 8 exons.
CAGGCCAUAUCUCACUUAAUGACCUCGCAGGUAUUUCAACCGUAAUCGACAGCUGAAACAAAAAAUAGACAACAGUAUAUCGAAGACAGCUCAAGUGUAUUGUUUUCCAACCUCAAUAGGUUCGUUUAGAACGAGAAAAAGCCAGACGUUUUCCAACUAAAUGCCCAAUUAUCGGUGUAUUCGAAAAAUCAGUGACGGCCGCAUCAGAUAUGACACUAAAAUAGUUCAUAAAUCAGUCGCCAUUGGAACGUUAGUAGUUUGUGACGUCACCACUUCACAGCGCUCUUUUGUGAUUUAGAUUUCUACAUAGAGGUCUCACUGAAAUGCGAAUGACUGUAUUUAGAAUAGUAGUGAAACAGCAAUUAAUGGCACAGUAUAAGGAAAGUGUUCGAUAAUUUCCAGUUGAGUUUUUGAAAUUUUCAACCUGGAUGUAGUGACAAAUAUUUUCAUUUGUGCUAUUCAACUAUCUACGUGAAGACACGUUCAUUGUGUCAGGCUCAUUGUUUUUUCACUAUAGGUUUCUUGACAAAUGAUAAGUUUAAAUAGUCGAUAUCGGAGUGUUUACCAGAAAAAACUGGACUUUUGGUAUAUUGUCUUUAAUAAUUGAGUUUGGAUCAAGUGAAGUAAUAUGGUAGUGCCGUUUCAAUCGUUCAAUUACUGUUCGAAUGCUUAUGAGGUGCUCUCAUUGGCGGUCAAGUGCUUUUUCACGUCCUGUGAUCAUCCUUGCAGUAAAGUGACUCCUGCGGAUCAGGAACUAACUGUUAUAAAUGGCGGCCUAGCCUCGAAAGGACCGCGGCCAACAACAGGAGUCGCAGGAGGAGGAGGAGUGAGCGGAGGCGGAAGCAUGAUUGAGACUCCGCUGGUGAGUGCGCUGGAGAGAGAUGGAGAGUUCUUAGCGCGGUUGCUGCGGGCGGCAGAGGAUGACCCCCGCCUCCGCGUCGACCGCCUCCACGCCACCCCAGCUGCACGUGCCACCCCCAACCUCAUGUCCAGCAUCACCCGCAUGCAUCUGUUCGGGCGCCGCGGGAGUCAAGGUACAGAACGCUCAUUCCGCCGCGUGCUGCUAGUGAAACGCCAAACAUCCGGCGGAGCGAUGCGGCGAAGCAAACGCAGCGAUCCCGCCUUCUGCAACGAGGCGGCCGCAUACGACGUCGUGCUACCUGCUCUGCGUGCCGCAUGCGACUCGGCCGCAGCCGCAUGCGAUUCGGCCGCACCCGCUUGCGACCCCGUUCAACUGCCGUUUGCGCCGUGUCUGUACGCCUCGUCGCAGCUGCUCAUACUGCACGACCUCUCUCAGGACGGAUAUGUGAUGGCCGACCGCCGUCAUGGACUUGAUUUUCACCAUUGUCGAAUCGUGUUUCAGACACUGGCGAAAUUCCACGCCGCCUCACUAGUCAUGAAACACAACGACAGAGCGGGCUUUGAUCGCAUGCGGGGCCGCAUACGACGUCGUGCUACCUGCUCUGCGUGCCGCAUGCGACUCGGCCGCAGCCGCAUGCGAUUCGGCCGCACCCGCUUGCGACCCCGUUCAACUGCCGUUUGCGCCGUGUCUACACUGGCGAAAUUCCACGCCGCCUCUCUAGUCAUGAAACACAACGACAGAGCGGGCUUUGAUCGCAUGCGGGGCCACAUCCAAGAGCUGAUCUUCGUGCCCGAGGCUGUGCCGGUGAUGUUGCCCUCGUCGCAGCUGCUCAUACUGCACGACCUCUCUCAGGACGGAUAUGUGAUGGCCGACCGCCGUCAUGGACUUGAUUUUCACCAUUGUCGAAUCGUGUUUCAGACACUGGCGAAAUUCCACGCCGCCUCACUAGUCAUGAAACACAACGACAGAGCGGGCUUUGAUCGCAUGCGGGGCCACAUCCAGGAGUUGAUCUUCGUCCCCGAGGCUGUGCCGGUGUUCGGCGCCUCCCUGGAGAACUCGCUCAAGAUGGCGAUCGCCACCCUCAAGUCGUGGUGCGGCCCCGAGGAUGUUGCCCUCGACGACGCCAUCCAUAAGCUGCAGAUGCUGCAGGGAGGGGUGUUCCAGCGCAUGGUCACCGUCAUAGCUCCCAAGGAGCCGCUAGCCGUCAUCUGUCAUGGUGAUUUCUGGGUCAACAAUAUGCUGUUCAGGUACAAUGAAGAAGACAAAUCGGUGGAAGACGUGAAGUUCGUGGACCUGCAAGUGACGCGGUACGCGUCUCCAGUUACGGACAUGCUGCUCUUCCUCUACACGAGCGCCGACCGUGACGUCACACGCCUCCACUACGACGAGCUGCUCGAGAUCUACCUGGAUCAGCUGACCGCGUCUGUCUGCCAGCUGGCCCCCUCAGCACCCGCCAUCAAGCUCAAGGACAUUGUCAACGAGAUCGAACGCCACGCGCUCUAUGCGCUGCUCAUGGUACUACUGCUGCUGCCAGCCGUCACAGCUGAUCCCGUGCCUGAUGAUGUCAUACCCAACAACUACGAGACAGCUGAUCAGCUGUGCAACGAUUUGAAGAAGAAGGGGUGUCUAGAGUCGACCAAGGAGUGUUUGACGCCUCGCUACAGGGAGCAUGUCAGGGACAUGGUGCUCGAGUUUGUGGAUAGAGGUUUCAUAUGAAUCUACUUCGAAAAAGAUAAACUGAAGGAACUUUACUGUGCACGUGCCCCGAUGAUUUGAUUUUGUUACAGGGGUUUUAUAUGAGUCUAGUUCCAGAAAUGAGUGAGAGUUCGAAAGAAACAUUUGUUAGCACUCCGAAACCGGGAGCGGGCAGUUUUAUAACAGAUUCGAUUUUGUUACUGGGGUUCUAUAUGAAUGGAAUUCUAGAACUGAAUGAGGGAGUUCGAAAAAGCAUGUGUUAGCACUUGGACCCGGGAAGAGGAAGCGGGUGAUUUCAUAAUAGAUUUGAUUUUUUUGUAGGAGUUUUAUAUGAAUCUAGAUUCAGAAGUGAGUGAGGGAGUUCGAAAGACAUGUGUUGAUUUCAGUGUGUUGGGAUGGUGUUUUCAUAACACAUUUGAUUUUGUUACAGGGGUUUUAUAUGAAUCUAGUUUCAAAACUAUGAUUAAGGAAGUUCGAAAAACAUGACUGUGUUAUCACACAAAAGCUGGGUUUACACCAAAGUUAUUAACAAAAUGUUAAUAACUCAAUCCUUAUAGAUUCUAUUAGGUUGAACGGAACUUGACAAACACAUAUGUUCAUCAUGUGUAUGAUAAGUUAUGUUCAAUCUAAUAGAAUCUAUAAGGAUUAAGUUAUUAUCAUUUUGUUAAUAACUUUGGUGUAAACCCAGCUUAAGGGUCGUUUGCACAGUCGAAGCUUAAACUGGAUUUAAUCAGCUGGUGGCUUAAACUGAAAAUUAAUAAAACAAAUUAUAACAAACGAGACUUGAUGCGGAUUUAAUCCAGUUUAAAAUGAAAUUUAGUUUAAACUGUCACUGUGCAAACGAACCUUAAUGUGCGCGCAUAGUGAAAAGGGAAGAGGAAGAGGAAUGCUGUCAGAGCAGGAUAGACGUACCUUCUGAAACACAAAUACAUUUGAUAUUAUGGGGUGUCCGUAUGAUAAAGAGGUCGAUGCAGAGGUAUACCUCUUCCAUAACAGGGAAUGUAUUUGUGUUACAGUGAGAUGUACCUCUAUCCCGCCUAUACCUCUUCCCUCUACCUCUACCUCUUCAUUAUGCGCGUACCCUGACGAUUUAAUUUUGUUACAGGGGUUUUAUAUGAGUCUAGUUCCAAAAAUGAGUGAGAGUUCGAAAAAAAAUUGUUAGAACACUUACACGGGAAGAGGGAGCGGGUGAUUUCAUAACAGAUUUGAUUUUGUUGCAGGGGUUUUAUAAGAAUGGAGUUCCAGAACUGAGUGAGGGAGUUCUAGAAGACCAUGCAUUCACAGAUGCAGGAAGUGUAAGAGAACCGGAAUCAGGGUGAUUUUAGAAAUAAAAUCGUCCCGCUCCCGUUUCCCGAACUCUUCCCGCGUCGGUAUGUGCAAAGCUUUAUUGAGUAAAAAUGAUUUAAUCCGCUGAAGUUUCUAAUUUGAAGGCGAAUAGAAUAUAUAUUAUAUGAAGAGCGUAUCAUGAGUUUGUAACUUGAUUAAUAAAUUUGUAUAUAUAGGUCAAUAUAGGUGUGAAUCUGUUGUUACCAAGUAUAUUUUUGAAGCUGAAUGGAAGAUUUGGAUGGUGUAUCAUGAAUUUGACAUGAUUAUUGAAUCUGUAUUUACUGUGAACUUAUGUGAAUCUUCACUUUUACAAUUUUGAAGUUGAAUAGCAAAUUUGAAAGCGUAUCAUGAGAUUGACUUGAUUAUUGAUUCGUUUUUGAACUAUUAUGACGGCACUACAGUCUAAUUUUUUGAAUAAUAGUUAUUAAAAACUAGCACCUACGUUGAGCGCUUUCGGACACUGCUGUGUUGAAAAUGGAUUUUUUUAAAUCCGAAGGCGCUCCACGUGAGUACUAUUUAUUUUUAAUAACUAUUAUUUAAAAAAAUAGACUGUAAUGGUGUCGUCAUAAUAGUUCAAAAACGAAUUAUUAACUCGUAGUUCGUCAUGGAUUGGAAUAUAGAUGAGUAUUAAUUAUUAUUGAAUUUGUAUGUAGAAGUUGAAUUUACGGUUGGCAAAUAUCACUUUAAAUCUUGACAUAUACUGUAUUAUCAUGAUUAUUUAUUUUUUAUAAUUAUGAAUGUGAAUUUGCUGUUAGCAAAUUAUUUUCAAAGCCGAAAGCAGAUUGGAAAAAUGUAUCAUGAUAUAAAUACGGUAUGAUUAUUGAAUUUUUAUAUAGGUGUGAAUUUGCUGCUGAUGAUUCUAUAAUUUGAAGUUGAUUUGGUAUAAUAGCUUAAUGGAGAUAGUAUCAUGAGUUUGACAAGAUUAUCGAAUUUGUAUACAGUAUACUGUACCUAGGUAUGAGUCUGAUGUAGGCAAUCAUAUUAAUUUGACAGCCGAAAACAGGAUGGAAAAUUAAACAUGAAUUUGACAUGAUGUAAUUUAUCAGUACGGUACCGGUAGUUUUUCAAGAGAAGACUGGGUUUGUAUACUAGGUAGAAUUUAUUAUAAAUUUGGCAAAUAACUAUGACGAUGAAGGAUAGUGUAUAGUAUAGUAUUAGUGUGUAUGGAAUGUAAACUCUUUAAAGGGAGUUUCUCUUUGCUUCCAACUUGGUAAAUAAGUACGGUAUAGAUGUGAAGAUUUUAUUUGUACGGUUUUUCUAGAAUAGAUUUCAUGCCAAAUAACUUGGAGAAGUGGAGUAUUGAAUAACUUGAAUUGGAAAAACUUGAUGAUGUACUACGAGAAAAAUAUAAUUUUAACAAACAUUUUCUUGUACAUGGGAAUUAUAUUUUUGGUAUGAAUCUGCUUAGAUUCAUUAUAGAAGCUUUUUAUCAAGUUGGAGCUUGUGAAUAAUAAAGAUGAAUAUUAUUGAAUUCUAUUUGAAUAAUUGAACUAGGGAAUUAAUAAUAAUUAUGUUAAUUCCUCAUCAUGCUUGCAUAGUUUUGUUGCUGAUUGAAACAUAAUACAGUAUCGAUAUUUUCUAUGUGUAAGAUGGUUAGUGGUGGUGUUAAGAAGUUAUAUUGCGUGUUGAGUAAGUGUCUGGCUAACUAAAUACAACUUGUUAUCCACUCAGAAUAUUAUAAAUGUUUUAUAGUUAAUAUUAUAUAAUUUAUAUUUUACAUUUUAUGUAGUAGUAUAUAUAUCAACUCUUAUUUCAUUAAAAUCAGUUCUUAGUUUUGGUUUUUAUCUAUAAGCAUUUAUGUUCCAGAGCUGCUCUAUAGUAUUUCUACUGGGGUGUACUUUUCACGUACCGUGAAGUGCCGGGUACUGGUACAGUAGCCUAUAUUGAAGUUGAUAUACUACAAAGAAAGCAGGAAAUAAAACUGAUAGGUUCCUAUACUGAUCCUCAUCAGAGAAUCUUUUUUGUUUUAAAAAAGAAUCAUCAUUAUUUAUUUAUUCAUAUAGCUUUUAUCGGCAGAGAGAUCCUUUUGGGUGUUCUGCCUUGCCCUAUUACCCAAUGUCAUAAUUUUGAUUGAUGUGAAGGAUUAUUCACAUUUGGAAAGAUCAGUUUUAAUGCAUAUAGAAUUUUAUAAGCCUUGUACUGCUGUUGUGCACUGUAAAUUAAUGCUAUUAUGUGCACUCACCGGAUUGUUUGACUUGGAUGACUGAGUUUGAAUAAGCAAUACUGUUGAAUUUGAAACCCAAGAUUAGAAAGUAGCAUGAACAAAACUCAAUCAGUAAAUUCAUGUCUUUGUCGAAUAUGUAGUUAUGAAACUAACUUAUAUGGAGAAGAAUAUUAUAAAAUUCAUCAUUUUUGUUUUCUUUUCUCUCUAAUAAGAUUUGAUCGUCUUUUGGAAGCAUGUAGAACCAAUUAUUUUUAUAUUAGAAUAAAAGUUAACUUAUGUCUUGUCGCAAAAAUAAUAUUGUUUGUGUAAAAUGUAUUUAUU